AUUUCGUUGUGAAAGUAGUAGCGUCUGCUACUACACUCCAGAGGUUUGAAGUGAGUUGGAGAUAAAGGCGAUCAUCACAGGCGCAUGAGCUGACCUAUUGUAAUAUAAAAAACAUGCCUCGAAACGGAGGCAAAAAGAAGUGGAAAUCGACCAAUUUUAAUAAGCAUGGAUAUGGAUGCGACCGCUCUAAGCAGCCACCGCCAUGCACUGGGGCCGCCAAGCCAACCCCGGGGUACGACCAGAAAAUACAGGCAGAGGCUCAGGCAUUAUUCGAAAAGAAAUUUGCUUUCAAGAGACCGACAGAAGGUAGUGAUUGGGCGUUGCCACCAGCCGAGAGUCUGUUUAGUUCAACAGUCCUCAAGGACUGGGAUUCUACGUUAAAUCGAUACAAGGAAGAACUGAACGACCUGAAAUGUCAACUGAGUGACAAGGACAUCCAACAGUGGCACCAGCACACUACGUUCACCCAUCGCUCUGCCCUCGUCAUGCCACACCUCCGCAGUGACUUCUGGGUAGAGCUGUGCACACAGGCCUGGUGUAAGUUCUACGAGAUUGUGUCCAGUUAUGAUGUCAUCCCACUUGACCUGACUGGACGGGAAGGGGCGUGUUUCAACUCUGUCCACUUGUGCGAGGCACCAGGGGCAUUUGUGACAAGCCUUAACCAUUAUCUCAAGAGCAAUGCUGGGCUGAAGCACGCAAUGUGGAACUGGCUAGCCACCACGCUGAACCCGUACUACGAAGGGAACAGCACCGAUGCUAUGAUUGCAGAUGAUCGCUUCAUUCUGCAGACGCAGGAUCACUGGUUCUUUGGAGAAGACAACACAGGAGACGUGAUGAACGUAGAUAACUUAAAGUCCCUCCAGCAACGAGUGAACAACAGCAUGGGGAAAGUACAGUUGGUAACGGCCGACGGCAGCAUUAAUUGUCAGAAUGAUCCUGCUGAGCAAGAGAUGGUGGUCUCCCAGUUGCACUACUGCGAGAUUGCGACGGCGGCAACUCUCCUAGCCGACGGAGGCUCCUUCAUCCUGAAGAUGUUCACGUUGUUUGAGCAUCCGACAGCCUGCCUGAUGUAUUUUCUAAACUGUGCCUUUCGAGAGGUUCAUGUCUGCAAGCCUGCUACGAGCAAAGCUGGCAACUCGGAGGUGUACGUGGUUUGUCUUAGAUUUGUUGGCCAACAGAAUCUGGAGCAGUAUUUGCAAAGCUUGCUCGGUCAUUUUGGACCAGCCGAUUGCCCACAGGCCCUCUUUUCCCCUUCGGACAUUCCAGAUUCGUUUCUUGAUCAGCUUCGCUCCUGUGCUGCCACCUUCAAGACUUACCAGAUGGACGCCAUCUCAGAGAACAUCUGGCUGUACCCGCAAAUGUCCAACAAAGAGCGCCACCGUCUGACCCAAGUGAGACAGGCGUGCCAGCAAGCCUACGUGGAACGCUACGCUGUCAAGAACAUCAAAAAGGCUGACAAGAUCUGCCCCGAUGCAUUCAAGGGCAGGAACUUUCGCGCAAGGGGCAUGUUUACCAAGACUGCCAGCAAGAGACUGCAUGGAACCUUCAUGGAGAGGCAGCAGCUAGACCAUGGUCACUGGCUGCAGAGACUGAAUGCUGACUACCAGCAGCUUGCCGUCAGUACAUCGGGGUCAGAGGUCAUUAGCCAGACUCUUCAGAGUAACCGAGAGUUGAUGCCGAGUGAAGUCGGAGAUUGGGGUGUGGUCAUUGGUCGGAGGCUGACGUCCAUUCAAAGUUCGUCGUUCUGUGUGGCCGAAGUCCUUGACGACUGGAACCUAGCCUAUACGCACUCUGAGGUUGGCAGCGACUGGAAGGAAGAGGACUUGGGCAAGUCUACCAACUGUGAUGAAGCUAUCGUGGGAUUGAUGUUGGCCGAUUUGACCAACCUUUGCAGGAUUGUGAGGACCAACUCUGCCGUAAAUUGUCUGUGUCUGCUUACACGGAGCCAAGAAACAUUCCUGCAACUUCUCAACACAUCAGAGCAUUGGAGCCUCAAGGAAUGCCAAGUGGCUGUCACUGAUGCUGGUGUUGACGUAACAGUGGUAGAGACAGGACAAAUGACAGAUCCCGUUCAAGGCGAGAGCGAGUCCAGUACGGCAUCGACCCUUGGCAUUCCACAUCUCAGAGAUUGGACCGUCGUGAGCCAGUGUUCUGUGACUCUUCAAACUCACAAAGUGCCUGUGGUGUUCUCAGACUGCUUCCUCGGAGUGGAGGGGUCAAUUUCUGACAGGAAACUGGUGCCGGAGGAGCUGGACACCAGACUUCAGUCACUGACGUCUGUCCUGUUGGCCAUGAAUGCUUUGCAAAUUGGCGGUACCUUGAUUUUGUUUGUUCCUGGGAUUCUGACGCGAUUCUCCGCUGGAUUGCUGUACAUCAUUCACAAAACUUUUCAACAGGUAACACUGAUGGCUGACAUUGUUGACAGGGCCUCCUCAAGGGUCGCCAUCGUUGGGCGGGGCUUUGUGGGGGCCCACCCUGCACUCACCAAGCAUCUUUUCACAGUGUAUUCAUCCGUCUUGGAGAACUGCAGUGAUGGGCAAACAGAGGUCUUGACGUUUGUUCCCCAGUCACAACUUUGUGAAAAGGAGUUCAACAGCGCAGUGACGGAGUUUAGCCAGCGUUUGCUGCGGGCUCAGACCGGCUUACUCGUACAGGCCGAGCUCAUUGCCCAGCAGGGCGGAGAGCAGAUGGAAAGCAACACCCCUGAGCAAACCAGGUGACAAGCUCGAGAUGAGGGGGGUCGGGGACAGAGAGCAGAGCCAACGAGAGAGUGGGCGGCGAAGAAAGAUGCAGACAAUAUUUGAUGCACAUGAAAGAGCAUUUUUGUACUUAAAUUUGCAGCAAAUCGCUUCCUAGGAAGGGAACAUUUUAUACUAUGACAACAAGCCCCAUGGGCUGGUUAGAUGUCCGUGAGAAGCUUUCAAAAUCUUAAUGGGAUGCUACGUUAUCGUAGGUUUUGAUUGGUCCAGACAAAAACCACAGUUCGGUCUGGACAAGUUUUUGGUAUGUAAGACAUCAGAUUAACUUUAAUAACAUUUGAAGGAACAGUCUUAACCCUAACAAUCCUUAGUCCUCCAACAGGUAAAGGAUUGAGGAGUGUGAGGGUAAAAGAGUUUUUGAUUUGUAACUGUUGUCCAGUGUGGCGAACAAUGCAAAGGCUUAAUCAAAAUUAUCUCCUUUGUAUACUCUCUUGAUGUAACGUUCCUGACUUCAUUCUUAUAAUAUCAUUGUGUAGCAAAGUACUUUGUGAAUACAGGAAGUAAUGUUUCAAGUCCUAUUCCAGAGAAGUGCACCUACAUGCACACCAAACCGUUUGCCAAGUUUUUUGAAAACCAUUUCAUUUCAAAUACCAUGAUUUUCACGUGGCAUGACACUGCUUUAUCUUGCCUGUUUGUUCUCCUGGCAUUCUUUUUUUACUUGAUAUGUCUGGGAUGUAUUGGGAAUUUUAUCUAUGUGGAAUUUUCUCUCUUUUGACUCAAAAGGUCAAAAGAACAGAAUCUUUUGAGGAGUGACCAUCUUUUCCAGCUAAACUGUCAUCUUCAGAUUAAUGUUAAAGUCACGAGAUGUCAAGAAUACAUCUUGCAGGAUUUAAGUGGAACUCAGUGGUUUUACAAUUGUUUUUGAAAAACUAUAUUUUUUUCGUAAUCUGAACUGAAAUACAUUUACAGUAUAUUCAACUGUAUUUUCUUUUACGAUAUGUAAGGUGUGAAAAGUCUUAAAUUGAAAAGAAAAAUAUCACUGAUGCAAAUCCUGUCAGUAAGUGCCAAGUUAAUGUGUCCGUAAUUUGAUUGGGUAGGUAAGGGAGCUGGAAAUCGAUCUUAAUUCUGUUGAUGUACUCGGACUCCAAAGCAUGUGAGGCUUGGUCCUAAUCAAGUGACUACGGCCAGAAGUCACGCAUGUGUCUACAAGAAGUGGAUGUAGCCAUAAGCUAGUGACUUUAAUUUUUUUUUGUAUGGAGCUUAACUACAAGAUAAUUUAUUUCUGAUGAAGAGAUUGGACAUUGUAAUAUUCAAUCUUUGUUCUAUUCUGCAGCUGCUUGAAACUUUGUUUCUUUGGGUUCCAUUAAUAGUUGCUGUUUAGAAAAGGAAUUUUUACGUUUCCUUUUUUAAUAUUAAAAAUGCGUGGGUAGCGGGUAUUGUUUAUGGCGUCUUAAAAAUACAUGGAUUCGUUCUAUUAAAUAUGUUUGCUCUUGUCGAGUGA
This is a messenger RNA of Acanthaster planci (crown-of-thorns starfish), 4200 nucleotides long. RefSeq names its product cap-specific mRNA (nucleoside-2'-O-)-methyltransferase 2-like. Gene Ontology annotation, molecular function: methyltransferase cap1 activity. Gene Ontology annotation, biological process: 7-methylguanosine mRNA capping; methylation. Gene Ontology annotation, cellular component: cytoplasm; nucleus. NCBI's taxonomy places the organism in Eukaryota, Metazoa, Echinodermata, Asteroidea, Valvatida, Acanthasteridae. The record is from RefSeq and is a predicted model, not a curated record.